AUGCUUGAAGAAGAGGAUGAUGGUAAAGGUUGUAAAUUAAUUAUUGAUGUUAUCGUAUUUAGUGGUGGAAGCGUAUUAUUGUUGUUGUUGUUGGCGGUAGCAGCGGUGGUAUUAGCGAUUGUGCCAUUGUUAUUAGUAGCAGAAGCACUAUUUAUUGGUGUUAUCGAUGUUAACAACCUAGGCGGUGACGGCGACAGCGACAAAGUUGACGCUGUAUAA
Messenger RNA from Entrophospora candida, 219 nucleotides. NCBI's taxonomy places the organism in Eukaryota, Fungi, Glomeromycota, Glomeromycetes, Entrophosporales, Entrophosporaceae. The record is from the annotation of a GenBank genome assembly.